GAAGAACUUUCAGCGUUUGAAAAAUUCGAUACAAUGUCCAAUACCAAAGAUAUGGGCAAACCGUAUGACCAGUUCAUCCUUUUCGGUGACUCGAUCACGCAAAUGAGCAAUGAUAUGCAGCUUGGCUUUGGUUUGCAGCCUGCAUUGCAAGAUGCCUACGUCCGAAAAUUGGAUGUGAUCAACCGUGGUUUUGGUGGAUAUAACACGAAUCAUGCUCUUCAUGUCCUUCCAAGGUUCAUGCCCUCGCCCGAGGCUGCUACUGUCCGAUUCAUGACCAUCUUCUUUGGUGCAAAUGAUUCAUGUGUUCCAGGCCAAAGCCAACACAUUCCAAUCCCUCAAUUUAAGGAGAAUUUGAAGGCCCUCGCGAAGCACUCCGCUGUUCUUGCUCAACCAGACCUUCACAUCAUUUUUAUCACCCCACCGCCCAUUAAUGAGUAUCAACUGGAAGGUUUCGAUAAUGGGAAGAACUAUAAUCACCCCAGCCGGACUGCCGCGCUGGCCAAAGCCUACAGUGAGGCAGUCAAGGAGGUUGGGACUGAUCUCGGCAUCCCGACAGCGGACAUCUGGACCUCGUUUAUGACUUCAGUUGGAUGGGAAGAGGGCCAGCCUUUUAUCGGAUCACGCGAUUUGUCCCAGAAUGAGCAAUUUGCAGCUCUGUUCAGUGAUGGACUUCAUUUAACUGGUGCUGGGUAUCGCCUUGUGUUCGCUGAAGUAAGGAAAGUGAUCGAGGCCAAUUGGCCAGCACAGUCUCCAAGUGCAUUGCCCAUGGUUUACCCAGCUUGGGAUGUGUUCGACCUAUGA
Molecule: messenger RNA, 801 nt
Organism: Penicillium malachiteum
Lineage: Eukaryota; Fungi; Ascomycota; Eurotiomycetes; Eurotiales; Aspergillaceae
Product: SGNH/GDSL hydrolase family protein
Exons: 6
Source: RefSeq, a predicted model, not a curated record